Molecule: messenger RNA, 1536 nt
Organism: Bursaphelenchus xylophilus (pine wood nematode)
Lineage: Eukaryota; Metazoa; Nematoda; Chromadorea; Rhabditida; Aphelenchoididae
Source: the annotation of a GenBank genome assembly
AUGUUACAGUAUGCCGUCAUACGGUAAUUUUGGGCAAAAAUAAAGAAAGCGAAUGUUUUGUCUGUCAUGACGAUCAAGUUGACCAAUUUUGGUUUAAUUCUGAGACAUCGAUUUUAACAAUGUCCGCCCCCUGUUAGGCUAAGCUCCAAAGUGUGGCAAAACGCGUUCUAAAUAUCUUCUUUUGACUUCCGAAGAGACUGUAGUUUCCAAGUUAGACCCGAUUUUUGUUUAGGUCUCUUAUUGUUUUCAACUUUUUUACUACUGAUUAGGUCAGUCUUUGUCUCCGAAAUUUAGAAGUCAUUAGAUAAGGGGUUGAUCAGCACUUGAAGGAAAAUAUACUUACUGUAGAAGGUAGUGUAAUCACGGAACGGAAGUUUUGGUUUCAACGAAAAUUCCGCUAGAACUUGAUCUCUUCCAUGUCGCAGUGUGCAAAGUUUUUCUGUACACUUUUUGCAAUAUGUUUACGCUGAGAUGUUUAAACAAUUGAUUGCAUAAAACUUCCUGGUCCAUAUGAAUUUUGUAUUUUAAUUUUGAGAGGAUUUUCGCUCUCUUUCGAGAGUAUUCCUAACAUUGUAGUAGGUGUAAACGUCUGUUUUUGGGAUCCGAACAAGGUCGUCGUGAUGUCUGAAACCGUUCGCAAAACAACUUUCGGCUCACUUUCGACGACCCCCGAACACAAAAGGGGCGUCUCAUCGGAUACCAGGGGGCGUCUUCGCGGCAGGGAGGGGCGGGGAAUAUUAACCUUUGGCUCGCUUCUUAUAAAACCAUCAAGCGAGGGUGGAAUAGGCAGUUGUACCGACCCGUUGUGACAUUUAUAGAACGGUGAUGUCAUACGAGGAAGGUUGAAAGGUUUUGAAAAAAAAUUUAGGGAUUUCAAAUAAAAAGUUAUAUUGUAGUAGGUGAAGGUAAAUUUAGAGGAAGUUUGAUGGGAUUAGAAUGCGAUUUUGAUGGCUCAGGGUAAAACAUGCUCAUAACCUUAACGUAUUAGCUGUAUACGUUAGGAAUAUGGGCUGUAACCGCCUUGGGGUCUUAUUUUUGGAAUUUUUUGAAAAAACUUCUAAAUUUUUAGUCCAUUUUUGGAGAAAAAACGAAUUUUAGGUGUGUUUUUAUGGGAUAAAAUUUAGUUUAUGGACUACGUAUUGUGUGAAAUUCAAUUUUACACAUUUUCCAUCGCGAUUUGCUUUGAUUUCCCCCUUUAACAUCCUCUAAAAUACGUUUCUUCCAGAUCAUCAUCCCAAAUUUUUCUGGAUUUUCAAAAUCCACCGCUCGACGCCCCGCGCUACAGCCUGACAUACACGUGCCGUCUGUAGCCGAGGUCCUCGAGCUGCCUUAACUCCCACUUCUAUCCGGAACAGGUACCCCCACCGCCUGUGACAAUAACCCCCAAACAGAACCCCCGCGUUCCACGCAUCGCCGACCAAGGCGCGGACCCGCGGUCCACCAAACAGCCGAGAGCGGCCGCCUUCGCCCGUCUGGCGCAGCACCGGUUCAACGGCGCCCACCGCACCUCGAGACCACCUUUAUUACGCAGCCUGA